This is a messenger RNA of Sphaeramia orbicularis (orbiculate cardinalfish), 942 nucleotides long. RefSeq names its product olfactory receptor 11A1-like. The record is from RefSeq and is a predicted model, not a curated record. Gene Ontology annotation, molecular function: odorant binding; G protein-coupled receptor activity; olfactory receptor activity. Gene Ontology annotation, cellular component: membrane. The transcript has a single exon. Lineage: Eukaryota; Metazoa; Chordata; Actinopteri; Kurtiformes; Apogonidae. The coding region runs from base 1 to 942 and encodes 313 amino acids. Gene Ontology annotation, biological process: G protein-coupled receptor signaling pathway; detection of chemical stimulus involved in sensory perception of smell.
AUGGCAAACUUAUCUGAAGUAACGUAUUUUUAUCUAUCUGGAUAUUAUGACAUGGACAGCAUGAAGCCACUGUAUUUCUUACUAUUCUUGAUUAUAUACAUUAUCAUUAUUGCUGAAAGUUCAUUGUUAAUUGGAGUGGUGUAUCAUGAAAAAUCUCUGCAUGAGCCAAUGUAUUUGUUGUUGUGUAACUUGGCUGUGAACGGUCUUUUUGGAGGCACUGCUUUGCUACCGGCAGUACUGAGCAAUGUUCUGUCAGACUCACAUGAGAUUUCUCUAUCACUUUGUCAGAUACAGAUUUAUGCCAUACAUACAUAUGCAAUCACUGAAUUUACGAUUCUAGCAGUCAUGAGUUAUGAUAGAUAUGUGGCUAUUUGUUAUCCGCUAUCGUAUCAUGUGAUUAUGUCGCAGAGACUGGUUAAACUGAUUGUUUGCAUGUGGCUUUAUCCUAUGCUGGCAUUUCUUAUUGUUUUAUGUUUUACUCUUCAGCUGAAGUUCUGUAAGAAAGCUAUAGAUAAGAUAUAUUGUCUUAAUUACUUGCUGGUGCAACUUUCUUGUACAAAGUCACCAAUUACUAACAUAAUUGGACUAUUCUCUGUAGCUAUUUAUACACUUCCGCAGCUUUUCAUGGUCUUCUAUUCAUAUGCACACAUACUGAAGAUAUGUUUAUUGUCAUUUAACAACUCUAAGCGUAAAGCUCUCCAGACGUGCAUCCCCCACUUACUGUCAAUUAUUAACUAUUCUAUUGGCUGCUUUUUUGAGAUAGCACAAGGACGAUUCAACAUUACCUAUAUUUCUUACCACACAAAAUUGUUUUUAUCUCUGUACUUUUUAAUCUGCCCUCCCAUGUUUAAUCCGCUGAUCUAUGGUUUGAGCAUUCAGGUGAUUAGAGUACGACUCUUAAAGCUUUUCAGGAGACAGAGCAGACAAGUACAAGUAAUGUAG